Cetraspora pellucida is the source of this 483-nucleotide messenger RNA. The record is from the annotation of a GenBank genome assembly. NCBI's taxonomy places the organism in Eukaryota, Fungi, Glomeromycota, Glomeromycetes, Diversisporales, Gigasporaceae.
AUGGCACAUUCAAUUGCACGAAAGUUUGGUAUACUAGUAAAUCCAGAAAAUUAUUCUAAUUGUUUAACUGGUGCAGAUAUCGGAGCUAUUUCAGGUAAAUAUUUAAAGUCAGUUAUUGGCUCAGUAACUGUGUUUGCAAGAACAGCACCAAAAAAUAAAAUAGCUAUAAUACAAGCCUUUCAAUCAAAUAGUUCAAUUGUAGCAAUAACAGAGGAUGAUGUAAAUGAUGCACUAGCAUUGAAAAUUACUGAUAUUGGCAUAUCUAUGGGUAAAAGUAGAUCUGAUGUCUCCCAAGAUGCAGCUGAUAUUAUUUUAGUCAAUUAUGAGUUCGUGACUAUAUUGCAUGCUGUAAAAGAAGAUAUUAAAAAUUCAUUAGAACUUGAUGAUAUUUAUGAACUUAUAGUUAUAACAUUAUUAGUAUUUUGGAUUGAUGAAUUUCGUAAGCAUUAUCAUAAUCAAAAACAAGAUGAUGAUUGGAUAUGA